AUGGCUAAUGAACCCACCAAAUCGGACAAAGUGGCCCAGCCACCUCCGGAAAACACAUACCCACCAUCUCAGGGUGGCGCUCCACCGCCUCAAUAUGCACCAUAUCCAAACCAACCACCGCCAAAUGGACCAUACCCAAACCAACCACCACCAAAUGGACCAUACCCAAAUCAACCACCACCAUACGCCGGAUACCCACCAAAUGGCGCAUAUCCAAACCAACCUCCGCCACCAAAUGGGGCAUACCCUCCAGGUUCCUACCCACCGGGCCAACCUUAUCCUCCGCAACAGCCACAAUAUGGCGGGUAUCCACCGGAAUCAGGCCAACCACCUUAUCAUGGCGGUGAAAAGGAGAAAAAGAAGGAUAAAGAUAAGGACAAGGACCACAAGGACAAAGAUCACAAAGAUAAAAGCCACAAGGACAAAGACAAGAAAGAUAAGAAAAAGAAGAAGAAAAAGAAGAAAGGCAUCGGCGGAAGUUUGCUUGAUUUUGGUGCCGGAGUCGGAGCAGCCUUACUCGGAGUAGCACUAGGGGAGGAGAUUGAGGGCGGUGGUAGUUCUGAUUCGGAUUAG
Molecule: messenger RNA, 573 nt
Organism: Lactuca sativa (garden lettuce)
Lineage: Eukaryota; Viridiplantae; Streptophyta; Magnoliopsida; Asterales; Asteraceae
Source: RefSeq, a predicted model, not a curated record